Dovyalis caffra is the source of this 1341-nucleotide messenger RNA. The record is from the annotation of a GenBank genome assembly. NCBI's taxonomy places the organism in Eukaryota, Viridiplantae, Streptophyta, Magnoliopsida, Malpighiales, Salicaceae.
AUGUCUUGUUCAGCUAGCAAAAAUCUCAAUCACACAGAUCAUCAUGACAUCUCCAAACCUCUUGAAGCUGCUUCAGAUAAUCAGUGGCCGUAUCUACAAGAGAUCAGUGGCAGUAUAUUACUUCCUUUGGAGAAUCAUGGAACCUGCAGUGGCAACUCAAGUCUGGGAAGUUUUAAUCCCCAUGGAACAAAUUCAUCAUUGACCAAAGCUUCAAUUCCAAACACAUUCAACUACCAUACAGAUUGCACUUCAUCUAUGGUCCCUCUGAAAGUUUCAGAUAAUCUAUGCUCAGCUAUCCAUGAAAGCAGCAACUCGGUACAAGUCAGCGAUUAUGAUAAAUUUUUUGGAGAUUUGAAUCCAAGCAAUAUUUGUGUUGAAGAAGAAUAUUUUUCAGCACUGGCCAAGUAUAGAAUCAGUGAAGAAUUUCCAGAAAACAGAUUCAAUCAUCAGAGUGGAGGUGAUAAAACUAGCUGUGAGUUCGAUCCGGUUAUGCUUCUUUACGAGCAAGAAAAUCCUGCUGGACUACCGAAAGAAGACACAAGGGAUGGAGGAUUAAUGGAGAGCAAUGCCAACAACUAUCAAAGGGAGACUAAUUUAUCCUGCCCUCUUGAAUCUUCCGAUGAAAUGGAGCCAAUUAUGCAGGAAAGCCGCAAGUCAGUCCCUGUUGAGGAAGAAAAUCAAUCACCGGCUGCUUCCAGCAAAUGGGGAAAGAGACUCGGGAAGGGGGAGAAAAACCAAUUUAGGUUCAAACUGAAAAUGGACAAAAUGGUGUUGCAACCCAAUAUCGAAGGAGGGUCAACAUCAAAGAAACAACAACAUAAUGCUAAAGAGAAAGUACGAAGAAUGAAGCUCAAUGCUUCCUACUCGGCUCUUGCUUCAUUGCUCCCGAAAUCUCAAAGAUCAAAGAUCCCGCAGAAGAAAUGGAGUGCCCCAGGCAUAAUCGAUAAAGUGGUUAAAUACAUUCCAGAGCUGGAGAGUGAAAUAGAACAACUGAAUUUCAAGAAGAAUACCAUGUUAUCAAAGAUUGAGGACAGGAAACCUAUUGAUCAGCAAGACCUAAGCACGGAAGAACGUCAAACUCCCACAAUUUUAAUCCAUGAAGUUAGACAAGGAGAAGUGAUUAUACAGUUCUGCUUACAGAGGGAUAAAGAAAACGCAGCUGUGUCAAAUCUUUUUCGAAAUCUAGAAGAACAAAGCAUGAGCAUUGUAAGCGCUUCAUCAAGUAAUGUCUGUGAAGAGAGAAUCUGCUACAAUUUGCAUAUAAGACAGAUGGAUGGAAAUCCACUUGGAGCUGAUUAUCUAGAAACUUUAAGAAAGGAGGUAAUUUGUUGGCUCAACUAG